Messenger RNA from Stegodyphus dumicola, 2935 nucleotides. RefSeq lists its product as uncharacterized. NCBI's taxonomy places the organism in Eukaryota, Metazoa, Arthropoda, Arachnida, Araneae, Eresidae. The record is from RefSeq and is a predicted model, not a curated record.
GGUGUGAAUGGGGAAAUUCGAGUGUUCUUCAAACUGACGAUUCGCUGCAAACAUCAAGAAAGCAUGUGUUAAAUAUUAUAAAAAACUAAAGUGUUAUUUUGUUUCUAGCUUGAAAAGAAUGAAGAAUUUAUAAAAUGGGAAAUUAUUAUGAUAUUGUUUAAAAUAAAUUUUUCCCAAAGUUAUCGCAAUCUAAAAGGAAAACAAGAUAAUUCAGGCAGCUGAUGAUGAAGAUUUACGGAUUAAUCGCUUUCACAUCAUAUUUUCUGCCAUUUAGCAUAACAGUGUCAUGGGGUGAUGGCACAACUAACUGGAGAUCUGGACCACCAGAUGGGCUUCCAGAACUCACAAAAUUAAGUGUGGAUUGUGGAAAAGACGAGAUGACAAUCUAUUUAGCAUUUAGCGCUCCUUUCGAUGGCACUAUUUAUUCCAAAGCCAAUGGUCAUUCUUCCCGAUGUGUUCAUGUGGCUCCUCAUUCACACAUUACUGAAGCAACAUUUACCGUAGAAUAUGAUAAAUGUGGAACGCGUUCAGAUCCUAAAGGAAAAUAUUAUGAGAAUACUAUCAUUAUCCAAUACGACGACAUUGUAAUAGAAGCCUGGGAUGAAGCCAAAAAAAUUCGCUGCGAAUGGCAUGAUGGUUACGAAAAAUCAGCGUAUAAGAUGCCCAUAACAAUAUCAGACUUGGAUGUGGUAGAAAUGAAUUUUCAGGGUGAUGAUGUUGAUUGCUGGCUUGAAGUACAAGACGGUAAAGGGCCAUGGUCAGCUAAAGUUGAAGGCCUUGUUCCUUUAGGAAGCCCUUUGACUUUAGUCGUUGCCAUUCAAGAUAGUGAAAGUCAGUUUGAUAUGCGAGUGAAAUCCUGCAUAGCGCACGAUGGCCAGAAGCAUCCUAUCCAUUUAACGGAUGAAGAUGGUUGCGUUUUAAGACCCAAAAUGAUGUCUCCUUUUCAGAAGACUACAGAAACAAAGGGAACUGCUAGUGUUAUAGCUUAUAGUCAUUUUUAUGCAUUUAAAUUUCCGGAAACAGUUGAAGUGACAAUUCAAUGCACUGUAGAAAUAUGCCGAAAUGGCUGCCCUGGUACAUGCACGCAAGGAAGAGAUUCGUUGCCUGCAAACCCCGAAAAGAAACCUUCUGAUAAAGAUUCAGAUGACAUUCCUACCUAUAAAGAUUCUUAUCCUUUCUCAACUGUUAUUACUUCCAGACCAAAUCCUUACAAAAAUUCCUCCAAUCUUAAUACUUUAAACAGCGUAAAUGGAAAUGAGAAUGUUUCUAAAGAGCAAGAUUCUGAACCAUUACAAAGUAGUCCCGAUAUCCACAAUUUUUUCUACAGUAAAUAUCCCUAUGGUUUAUUUGAUGACCUAGUAGCAGAGGAUAGGCAAGAUAAACAAGAACACCCUUUUGAGGAAGAAGCUGAGUAUUCUGAAAACAAAGAUGAUGUUUACUAUUCGCAGUUUCCAAAUAUUUUUGAUGUAAAUGCGCAAGGAAAAAAUUUCCCUUUGCAACAAAAAAUACAGAAUUUACUGAACAAGACUGAAAAUAAAUCAUUUUCUGAGAUAGAAACUACUACUCAUGAUAUUUUGCUGCUUUCUACUGUUGAUCAAGACUUCAUAAAACAUUCUUUAAGUACUGAAAACUCAGAAUUCGAAGAAAAUACUGAAAAACCUUUAGAAACAGAUUUGAUUACGGAAACCAACAAAGAAACUGUUUUAAAUGGAAGUCAACAUCAGAGCUAUGAAGCAGAUGCCCUUAUUUCAAAAAAUGACAACGAGAAUGAAUUGUUUGAACACGAUAUUCAAUCCCAAGUAGUAAACCAACUUCUAAAAUCUGAAUCAGAAGAAAAUACAACAGCUGAAUUAAAUUCUGGUUCAUAUAUUGAGUCAAAUGAAUACAAUGAUGCAUUUGUCGAAAGCAAGGAAGCAGUAUCGGAUUAUUACGAAUACAGCUCUAAUCGAAAAGUGAAUGAAGAAGAUACACUGGGAAAGAACUUUCCAGAAAUGGAAUUCGAUGAUUAUAGAGUAAAAGCACGAAAACCCUUAGAUAAUUAUGAAGCAAAACAAAGUUAUGAAUUUCAAAAUUAUAGACCUUUUGUCCCGCCAGCACCUCUGCCACCUUUAACCCUAUACAAUGGCAUUCCUUUGCAUUAUUACAGUCACCACAGCACGAAUGUAGAGUUUCUAGAUAGAGAUGGCUUUCAGUAUAUGAAUAGAUAUCCGUCUCAAAAAGAAUACAUCAAAUCAAAGCUUAGGAGACCAGGAAGACGACGUGGAAGAAGAGAAAUAGGGGAAAAUGAACAGCUGGGCCUUAAGCAAACCUUACGUGUGAUAGCAACGACAGAUUUAGAAUUUGUAACAAAAGACAGCAAAGAAAUAAAACCGCUUUAUGUUGGAAAAACAGACUUUAGUAACGACGUAUGUAUAGCUCCAUCCAGCUUUGCUGCUGGUCUAGGUCUUUUGCUGUUAGCAAAUAUUUGUGUGUUAUGUGUAGUAGUUUUUCUGGGACAUCAUUACUAUAUUCAUAAGAAAAUAAAAAUAAAAACGGUUGAAUUACUUGGUACAGAGCUAUCAUAACAAUCAGUUUUGAUAAAUCUGAAAAGUGGCUCUAAGUGAUAUUUACCGACUUUCCUAGUCCUUAUAAAAAAAGGAGUUUAACUUUUCCAUUUUGCAUCUCAAAUGACAUGCAAAUAAUUAUGAACUACGUGCUAAUAAUGUAAAAUACAUAUUUCUUGUUGUUUCGCCGUUUUAAAUAAUUCUUUCAAUGAAAAUUUCAAACUGAUUUUCUUUUUUUUUCUUUCUCUAAGAAACUUUUCUUUGUUUUGACACCACAUGGAAACAGAAAGCUGGUUUUAUAGUGUGUCACUGCACAAAUUUUCAUGAAGUUUGUCUGUGGUAUUUAUUUCUUAAAAAUCAUAGAGCAUUGAAAUAAAAGAUAUGUUUGUCAA